Molecule: messenger RNA, 1166 nt
Organism: Sorex fumeus (smoky shrew)
Lineage: Eukaryota; Metazoa; Chordata; Mammalia; Eulipotyphla; Soricidae
Gene: SSTR2
Product: somatostatin receptor 2
Exons: 1
Coding region: 15-1121 (368 amino acids)
Biological process (GO): neuropeptide signaling pathway; cellular response to glucocorticoid stimulus; cellular response to estradiol stimulus
Cellular component (GO): neuron projection; membrane
Molecular function (GO): somatostatin receptor activity; neuropeptide binding
Source: RefSeq, a predicted model, not a curated record
GAUAGUCCCUGGUCAUGGAGCUGGCAGACGAGCUGCUCAAUGGGAGCCGCUUCUCCCCAUCUCCGCUGGACGCUGACGGGUGGGUGGCGGCCACCAACGGCUCCAACCUAACAGAGCCCUACUAUGACACGGCCAGCAACGCAGUCCUCACCUUCAUCUACUUUGUGGUCUGCAUCGUGGGCCUGUGCGGCAACACGCUGGUCAUCUACGUCAUCCUCCGCUACGCCAAGAUGAAGACCAUCACCAACAUCUACAUCCUCAACCUGGCCAUCGCCGAUGAGCUCUUCAUGCUGGGGCUGCCCUUCCUGGCCAUGCAGGUGGCGCUGGUGCACUGGCCGUUCGGCAAGGCCAUCUGCCGCGUGGUCAUGACGGUGGAUGGCAUCAACCAGUUCACCAGCAUCUUCUGCCUGACGGUCAUGAGCAUCGACCGCUACCUGGCCGUGGUGCACCCCAUCAAGUCCGCCAAGUGGAGGCGACCACGGACUGCCAAGAUGAUCAGCCUGGCUGUAUGGGGGGUCUCGCUGGUGGUCAUCCUGCCCAUCAUGAUCUACGCUGGGCUCCGGAGCAACCAGUGGGGGCGGAGCAGCUGCACCAUCAACUGGCCCGGGGAAUCGGGGGCCUGGUACACCGGCUUCAUCAUCUACGCCUUCAUCCUGGGGUUCCUGGUGCCCCUCGCCAUCAUCUGCCUCUGCUACCUGUUCAUCAUCAUCAAAGUCAAGUCCUCGGGCAUCCGGGUGGGCUCCUCCAAGAGGAAGAGGUCGGAGAAGAAGGUCACCCGCAUGGUGUCCAUCGUGGUGGCCGUCUUCAUGUUCUGUUGGCUCCCCUUCUAUAUCUUCAACGUCUCCUCCGUGUCCGUGGUUAUCAGCCCCACGCCCGCCCUGAAAGGCAUGUUCGAUUUCGUGGUCAUCCUCACCUACGCCAACAGCUGCGCCAACCCCAUCCUCUACGCCUUCUUGUCCGACAACUUCAAGAAGAGCUUCCAGAAUGUUCUCUGCCUGGUCAAGAUGAGCGGCCCGGACGACGGGGAACGGAGUGACAGCAAGCAGGAGAAGUCCCGGCUGAACGAGACCACCGAGACGCAGAGGACCCUCCUCAACGGAGACCUCCAAACCGCUAUCUGAAGGGCCUGCGAAGAUCAAAUCCUCACAAGGCCAAGCUCGGGGCCG